Molecule: messenger RNA, 544 nt
Organism: Eurytemora carolleeae
Lineage: Eukaryota; Metazoa; Arthropoda; Copepoda; Calanoida; Temoridae
Exons: 3
Coding region: 38-409 (123 amino acids)
Molecular function (GO): structural constituent of cuticle
Source: RefSeq, a predicted model, not a curated record
UAGAUGUUGAGACUGGUUUUAACUCUCUUAUUUCUAGAUGUUGAGACUGGUUUUUGCAUCCUUGUGUUUAUCUAUGGUAGCAGGGGCACCACAGUCCACCUACCCUGCAGGUCUUUCAGAGGAAGUUUGCCCAAAUUACCCGUAUUGUGGACCUACACCCCUAGAAGUACCUCAGGUGCCAGGAGCAGCUGAAGUUAUUGCAGCUCAGGAGAGAGUUCUUGCUCAAGAACGAGCUCAGACAGCUCCUGUAGCUCCUCAAGUUCCGGGUCUUGCCCAACAUGCUGCUGCUGAAGCACAGGUCCUAUCUGCUCAAGCUCAAGUUGGAACUGCUUUCACUGGAAUAGUCGGAGCUUCGGGAAAUAUUGGACCCUCAGGACUUUGUGGACCAUCUGGCUGUGUAGCUUUUUAAUUCCACAUUUUAGGAAAUUGUUGAUUUCUUCAAAUGUUGGACUUUUUGGACUUGUGAUGACCACUCAGCAUAAAACCCAGUGCAAUUUUGUUAUUAAAAAUAGAAAAAUAAAAUAAAGAUUUAUGAAAAACAAAA